GAGGAAGGCUGUGCUUCUCUGGUCUCAGCUCUGAUGUCAAACCCCUCACACCUGCGAGAGCUGGAUCUGAGUAACAAUGACCUGAAGGAUUCAGGACUGAAACUGCUCUCUGCUGUACUGGGGAAUCCCCACUGUAAACUGGAGACUCUGAGGCUGUCACGCUGUUUAGUCACAGAGGAAGGCUGUGCUUCUAUGGCCUCAGCUCUGAGGUCAAACCCCUCACACCUGAGAGAGCUGGACCUGAGCUACAAUCACGCAGGAGACUCAGGAGUCAGACUGCUCUCUGCUGCACUGGAGGAUCCACACUGCAGACUGGAGAAACUCAAGCUGUCAGGCUGUGGAGUCACAGAGAAAGGCUGUGCUUCUCUGGUCUCAGCUCUGAGGUCAAACCCCUCACACCUGAGAGAGCUGGAUCUGAGUAACAAUGACCUGAAGGAUUCAGGAGUGCAGCUGCUCUCUGCUGGACUGAGGAAUCCCCACUGCAAACUUGAGACUCUGAGGCUGUCAGGCUGUCUAGUCACAGAGGAAGGCUGUGCUUCUCUGGUCUCAGCUCUGAGGUCAAACCCCUCACACCUGAGAGAGCUGGACCUGAGCUACAAUCACCCAGGAGACUCAGGAGUCAGACUGCUCUCUGCUGAACUGGAGGAUCCACACUGCAAACUGGAGAAACUCAAGUAUGUAGAGAAUUUAUGUCAAUAUUCAUAUCAGGCUAGUUAAGACAAACAUUCUUACCACCACUUGGACAAA
Salmo salar (Atlantic salmon) is the source of this 747-nucleotide messenger RNA. Lineage: Eukaryota; Metazoa; Chordata; Actinopteri; Salmoniformes; Salmonidae. The record is from RefSeq and is a predicted model, not a curated record.